AUGGUUAGUGGUGCGUACAGAUUUGAUUUUUCGAAUCCUGAUGAAACGUGCUUCGAAGUUGCCAAGAUGCUUCCGCAAACAGGAAUUACAGCUUAUUGUCCAACCAUUAUAACGUCACAACAGGAUUUCUACAAGAGGCUUGUCUCCGCUUUUGCGAAUUAUCAAAGUAGAACAAACUAUCCAAAAAUGUUGGGAGUACACCUUGAAGGUCCGUUCAUCAGUAGAAACUGUGCUAGGAGGCAUCCAAUAUCCUAUAUAAAAGAGUUCAGAAAUGAUCCUGCAAGCUGCUCUUCAUUUAGCAGAAACAUUUUCUCCCAGUCAAUAACUCUUGUCAUAAAUUGUAUUACUGCAUUCGGACCUCAUGAUAGCUUAUACACAUUUAUUUUACAAAAUAUUCAAGCUGACGGUGGGAAGGCUUACUUUGCUGGUACAAAAUGUUUAGCUGGAGAUACUACAUUGCUACUAACAUGUGUCAGAAGUUUUUGGCUAGAAGUCACCUGUGACAAGAUUGGUCCUGAACCUAGUGUCCCUAAAGAGUGGGUCGGACUUGGAUAA
Heterobilharzia americana is the source of this 555-nucleotide messenger RNA. The record is from the annotation of a GenBank genome assembly. NCBI's taxonomy places the organism in Eukaryota, Metazoa, Platyhelminthes, Trematoda, Strigeidida, Schistosomatidae.